UGAUGGCGUUGUAACUUCGACAGUAAUGUAGGAAAUCAUAAUUUGCAGUAAAUAGCUUCUGAAUAGUGUUUGAUUUAUCGUCAACGUCUACCUAAUAUUAGGAAGGAGUAAACUAAUAUUAUUAAUAACUAAUAUUUAUCAACAUCAAAAUGAGUGGAGAAACAAUAUACGAAGCCCCGAGGAAAUACAAUGCCCCGAAAAUGAGAGUUCACGAUUAUUUAUAUGAUUCAGCCUUCAUAGUCUCCGGGGCCAGAGACUACGCCAGAACAGCUUUUAAAGCCGCCAUGGCGUCUGCUCAAGUUGUCAUUCAACCGGUGUACAAAACAAUGUUUUCAGAACUCCGCCAAUGCCCAAGAAUGCAACUUGUUUACCAUCCCAAUUGUCGGCUACCACCGCACGUGGAUCGCUCGUACAACGCAUACUUGACCAAAGUGCGACAAAUGAGUGCCGUACCAACUCCCGAGCUGGGUGGGAAGGAUCGCUUCAAGUUCAGUGCAGUCCCAAAGAAACUCCUGCCACUUAAGAGCGCUAGCCCAGACUUCCAUCCGCCUUCACCGCUGAAGUCACCCGGACCCACAAGACCUAGGAACCGCGGGACUCAGAGCGUGUUUCGGGAAUCAUCAGCACAGACCAGACCUUGGCAACCAGACGCGCAACCCGCCGAAGGUUGUCAAGAUACUCCGGAGGUCAUAUACCUGGAUAAACUGGAGUGGGGUCCGGGCAUUCCGUACCGUACUGGUGAUUUGCCUGCCGAUUUCCACACUACGGAAAUCAUCAAUAAGAUGAGACAUGCUCGCAAGUGGAUGGAGCUGGUGGAAAAGGGGCAGUUCCCGCACUGGAUGAAGAAGCAAGAUGCCAUCAUCAGUGACAUCGAGACCAAGGACUGGAUCUUUAGGGAGGCGGAAAUCGACGAGCUCCAAGACAUUCGCUUAACUCUACUUCACAAGCUAAAAGCGGAGCAACAGAAGAAGAACACUUCAAGAGUUGGCGCCAAGCUGGCCAAGCUAUGGGCGUGCAAGAAGAGCGAUAUGGAGCGUAAGAUCGACCAUAUACGGAAGACCAGGGAUCGAGAGAUUCGCAAACUAUCAGUGGCACACGGCCGUGGGGGUCGAUUAGGCCUCGUAGAGUCCAUGCGAGCGGCGAGGGGUGCGGGGUCGGCCAUCGCUGCAGCGCAAGACCCCACGUCAGACGUGUUCGCGCCUCGAGCCAGGCACGGGUACCAGGCGAGAAGAAGGCAUGGAGAGAUACUCUAUGAUCCUUCUUUACUAGUUGUGGAAGACCACACCGCCCUGGCAGAACCACCAGCGUGGUUGGAGCAAUGCGGCCAGAACCUCAAGCGGACGUGCUCCGGUCACCACUUACCGCGAGAUGAAACGCAACUCUGCGAGCGCGAGACCAAGUGGAGUGAACAGUUCUUGGAGACCCUGCACAAGGAUUUGAAGAAAGCCAGAUUGGGAGCAGCGUCACACUCUGCUGGACCCCUGCGUGUCCUCAAACCUCGACGUCUCGCGGAGACCCCAAGACCCCAAACUCCUGAGGUGGAAGCUGUUCCAGAAGAAGAUGAAGUAUCUCACCAAGCUGCUCUGGUGCUGCAGAAGAUAUUGAGAGGACGCGCUGUGCAGAAUCUUAUGUUCGAAGGACGUACCAGGGCGGCAGAACUUAUGGAGGAGUUGAAGACCACGCACGGUCUUCAAAAGGAAGACAAGGCGCGCAUCGCCAAAGAGGAAGCUAAGGCCAGAGACUACCAAGCUGUGCGUUCUGAACAUGAGCAAAAGGAGGAAGCCAUUUCCGCACUAGUGGAAGAGCUGUGCGGCGGCGCGGUGUCUGCCGCUUUGGACUUCUUGGAGAAGGAGCUCAGAAGGUUGAAGGAGGAGAGGCGGCAGCACGCCUUCAUACUCAUUGCACUUCGCGAGAAGUCAAUGCGGGAAGCUGCGGAAGCAGGUCGCAGACAGAAGGAGGAGCAUCGUAGAAGAGAACAUGAUGAAAUGUUCAAACAGGUGUUAGGCGUAACUCAAGAAACAGUAGACGUAUACCUUCACGAAAUCAUCAAAGAAGGAGUGGACCUGGGCGCCGAAGCUGAUGCUGUCAAAAAGGCUUUGACAGAUGCCGACAAAAUUGAUCAGUCUCUUUUGGAACAUGGCUCAGUGUCAACAGCAGAACAGAACGAGUUGGUAGCGGAGUUAGUGCAUCAGUUCUUGCUGCCUGAAGCGCAUAAAGCCGCUGCAAGGCACAGGGUGUCAGCGCUUCAAGCGGCUAGAAUGGAAGCCGCUAGGAGUUCCAUAUUCGGCACUUUGGAUGCGGCUGAGUCGGGUCGAGAAGAAAAAUGCAACCGUUGUGGCGCGCCAUUGGACUAUCUGUGCAAGUGUGUAAACUGCGACGUGCCGAUGCGGCCGACGCCUACUGCAUCUAGAGAUGACCCGCGCUGGAAGGCUUCUAGACGACGUGAAGCUAAACCCAUGGGAGAGAAGUUACCACCGCGUCACGUAAUACGACGCAUGCUUGACGAAGUUGUGGACGACGCCGUGGCGGUAGCGCGGUACAUGCGAGAGGAAAAGAGGGCAAUCACUUACUACCUAGAGCACCGUAUGCGUGAAGAUACGGAGGUCACGCUUGACGCUAUGGAGAUGGUCGAAGAGGCGGUGGCGAUCGCGACGGGUCAAAUAUUGCCGCCUGUUAAGAAACCAGAAUAUCAUCAUUUUAUGAAACGCAUGCAUGAAGACGCCAUAGAAAUGAGUGGACCUUCCGAAUUGAAUGCUACUUGUCCCAAAGAGCUUCCAUCGGAUAUAAGGCGCAAGGCAGAGGAAGAGGCCCUGAAAGCCGACCCCACCUGCCACUGUGAUGACGAUGCAAAGACCAGCAAAGUCAAGUUUGGACCAGAAACGAUGACCAAAGAGGAAAUAUUAAAGUUGCUGCCGACUGAACUUCGCUUGCUGGAAGACAUGAAGCGUUGCAAGUGUGACACCACCACGGGAAGCCCCGUCACUGAUAGGAGUCCGUUCACCGAUGGGUACACAACCACAACUGAUACCGUCGGAGAAGAAUACGAUGAAGAAGAAGAGGAACUUGGACAGUGAAUUUUACAUAAUAAUAUUCGAAUUAUACUGAAAAUCCUUAGUAGAGGUUCUACUUUAUCGAGAAAAUCGACAAGCAAAUUCCAUGUUUCUAAAUUUUAGACAGGGCAGUUUUUUUUUUUAAAGA
This is a messenger RNA of Maniola jurtina (meadow brown), 3198 nucleotides long. Its product is annotated as cilia- and flagella-associated protein 91-like. The transcript is spliced from 24 exons. NCBI's taxonomy places the organism in Eukaryota, Metazoa, Arthropoda, Insecta, Lepidoptera, Nymphalidae. The record is from RefSeq and is a predicted model, not a curated record. The coding region runs from base 150 to 3074 and encodes 974 amino acids.